Molecule: messenger RNA, 524 nt
Organism: Mangifera indica (mango)
Lineage: Eukaryota; Viridiplantae; Streptophyta; Magnoliopsida; Sapindales; Anacardiaceae
Product: major pollen allergen Ole e 10-like
Exons: 2
Coding region: 61-408 (115 amino acids)
Source: RefSeq, a predicted model, not a curated record
AAAACUACGAAAUCUAAACAAGCAAUAUCAUCAAUAAGAGCAGAAAGAAAUAUAAGAAUAAUGGCGAUGGCAAGCACCACCAAUGUCUUUCUUGUCAGCAUCUUGCUCCUCAAUCUGUUGAUCUCCACCACAUCUCAGGAGGAGAAGUUUUGUGUGCCAAAACCAGACACUAAUGAUCAAGCCUUGCAAGCAAACAUUGACUAUGCUUGCGGCAGCGCUGGCGUGGAUUGCAAGCCCAUUCAACCUGGUGGAGAUUGCUUUGAACCCAACGAUUUGAAAGCUCACGCAGCUUUUGCCAUGCAUGCUUACUACAACGCCAAUGGCCGCAAUGACCACAACUGCGAUUUCGCUCAAACUGGAACCUUCACCAAUCAGAAUCCAAGCACCGACAAGUGCGUCUUUCAGUGAGAUCACAAGAGGAAUAUAUAUAAUUGGCAGAUCAAAGGCUGCUUUCAGAGCAAGACAUUUUUGUUAUUUAGAGCUGGUAGUGUUUUUGAUGAACAAGUGUACUCAUUUUUAAUAAA